GUUUGCUUGAAUGUAGUAGUAGUAGUGGUAGUGAGUGAGGGGUGUGCAGAGGAAGAGCACUACUCUCACACACCACCAAAUAAUAAUAAUAAUAAUACCACCACCACCACCCUCUCUCUUCUCUUUUCUCUGCCUUGCCCUGGAAACAACACCAGCACAGAACAGCAUAGCACAGCACUGUGUGUGUGUGUGAGAGAGAGAGAGAGAGAGAGAGAGUGUGUGUGUGUGUGUGGAGAGAGGGUUCAGCCAGCCAUUUUGGGCUCUUUAUUCAACCAUGAUGAUGAUACCAAGGGGGUCUUUUUGUGGUGGUAGGAGAAGAAGAAGUUGGAGGAGCUGCGUUUCUUAUGGCAAAGGGAAUGCAUGCAGUGUGCUGUGGGGGGGGUGCAGCAGCAGUGUUUCAAAUUGCAGUGAGGGCUUGGAUUGGAUUGGAUUGUUGCAGAGGAGAGCAGAGGUGCAGUGGGUGCUACUACUGCUCGGAAUUGGAAUUGGGUUGCAUUGCAUGCGGGGUUUGCAAGGAUGUGUGAUAGGGGUGCUGCUGCUGCUGCUGCUGGGCUCUCGCUAUGGGGUCGUCAACUCCCAGAGGCUGACGAUGAAGGUGGUGCAGAGAGGAGACUUUGCUUGUUUGUUUGUUUGUUUGUGUGCAGGCCAUGACGUGAUGCGCAAUAUCAAAGUCACGUCAACAGGAGGGCCAUGCGGAAGACACGUCCCGCAAUGGAGCUCUCAUUCAAUGCGACAAAGCUGGCUCCAGGUUAAGACAUCGAUCGGUCCACACGAUCUGCAUGGUCCACCUGAACACUGGCGUGGCACCCACCAGGACUGCUUGCAGCCUGAAUCCAACUGCGAUUCAUGGAAAUAUCUGAUCAGGACAAGCUACGUAUGCUGGAGUUUCGGUGAUGCUGAUCUCGAUGCGGAUGGUUAGGCAGAUUGCAGAGUUUUGCAGUGGAUUUUAAAGGGAGCAUCGUGUCUGUGUGUGUGUGUGUGUACGUGUGUUUUUGCGGAUUCUUUGUGUUUUGGUCUCUGUAGGGCAACAGAGUUUAUAAUGUUACCAUCAACUGCAAUUACUGUGCUGCACAUUUCGGGUUGAAAA
Molecule: messenger RNA, 1087 nt
Organism: Physcomitrium patens
Lineage: Eukaryota; Viridiplantae; Streptophyta; Bryopsida; Funariales; Funariaceae
Source: RefSeq, a predicted model, not a curated record